CCUUUUUCUACGUUACGAAAACCAUGCCUCGAAUGCUCGUUGUAACCCUUCUAUGUUGCAUGGCAAACGUGGUCCGACUUGUGUCCUGAAUCCGCCCAGCACCACCUGGUGUGUCCCUCUAGUGCCGAAGACGAAACGCGAGAGGCUGAAGUACCGAUAGACGUCACUGCCUGAGCAAAGAAACCGCUCUGCUGCGAACCAAUCAGCGACGCGCAGCCGGCCGAGCGGACCACUCAGAUUCCUCAACAGUCUGCAGCUGCUGCACAGACUAGAGGGUUAACUGGACAGGUGCGGCUGCCAAAACAUCGCGUCAAGCAGAGGCAAGUCAGGGCUCUCGCCGCGAUUCGGACAUGUGCAGCGGGCGGCUUUCUUAAAGGAUACCCAUCACAGUUCCCGCUGGAGGAAAGAAAACCAAAGACAUCAUUUCUAUCAAUUUACUGAGAUGGAAAAGGCCCCACUCCCUGGACCAAACGAUAUUGUAAUGACAGCAGCAAACACCUAUCCACAAGAACCUAUAACUCCACCAAGAACAAACCAUUCCUCUAUGAAGCCCAACCAAGUGGGUCAGGUUAUACUGUACGGAGUUCCAAUUGUAUCGUUAGUCAUUGACAGCCAAGAGAGAUUGUGCCUAGCGCAGAUCUCCAACACUCUCCUGAAGAACUACAGCUACAAUGAGAUCCAUAACAGGAGGGUGGCUUUGGGCAUCACUUGUGUUCAGUGCACGCCGGUACAGCUGGAAAUUCUGCGGAGAGCGGGAGCCAUGCCCAUCUCCUCGAGGAGAUGUGGCAUGAUCACAAAAAGAGAAGCCGAGAGACUUUGCAAGUCAUUCUUAGGGGAGAACUCACCUCCAAAGCUCCCUGAUAAUUUUGCUUUUGAUGUGAGCCAUGAAUGUGCUUGGGGAUGUAGAGGAAGCUUUAUUCCAGCUCGAUACAACAGCUCUCGGGCAAAGUGCAUCAAGUGCUCCUACUGCAAUAUGUACUUUUCUCCAAAUAAAUUCAUCUUCCACUCUCAUCGCACCCCAGAAGCUAAAUAUACUCAGCCCGAUGCUGCUAAUUUCAAUUCUUGGAGGCGUCACCUCAAAUUAACAGAUAAAACUCCACCUGAAGAUUUGGCUUUUGCUUGGGAGGAUGUGAAGGCCAUGUUUAAUGGAGGUAGUCGGAAGCGGGCCCUGCCCCAGGGGCAUUGUUCUUCUUUGAGCCAGGUUAAGGCUGUGGGUAGUGUACUACCACAUAUGAUAGCCCCCGAUUUGGCUCAGAAAAGGGCCAGAUUUGAAGAGGAUGAAGACGUCAAUGGAACUAGUUUAUCUCCUCGGAAAAAUCCCCGUAAUUACCCAGUCAUACCAGUUCCAAGCAAAAGCUUUGGAAUGUUACAGAAAUUUCCUGCAACAUCCUUAUUCCCGAACCCUUACACAUUUCCUGCUUUUAGUUUAUGUCAGAAAAAAGAUGACGGGGAAAGUGGUAAUGGACAGAAGCCAAGUGGACUAUCGGGACUUCUUUGGCCUGGGAGAAAGGAUGCUUUCUACCCACCCUUUUGUAUGUUUUGGCCACCUCGGACUCCCGGUGGUAUUCCUGUCCCUACUUACCUCCAGCCUCAACCCAACGCACUCACAUCUCUUACAGAAAAUGCCACUUUGAGGCAGGCGUUCCUAGACCUCUCUGACCAAAGUGAUGCAGCCAAUAUGGGCAAUCCCAGGGGAAACCUGUUUGAAAGUGACUGUCCUCCAGCAAACACCGAAGUCAGGACAUCUUCAGAUGGACGAUUGAAGCUCCUGGACAUGUCCUCCUUCCAGACAAGAAAGCCAAGUUAUCACUCUGCUUUUAGACCGGUGGUUAAAGAUGCAGAAAGCAUUGCCAAACUUCAUGGUAACCUUGAGGAAUUUGGGCCAGAUAGACACCUGUCCCCUGGUACCAGCUGUAGUUACCAGAGUGACAGUGCAGAUAGUGACGAGGAGCAGGAGGUGGACGUAGAGACCAACAAGCAGCAAGAAGAGGAGGACGACUUCGGCAGUGGCCAGUGUACCCAGGUUAGACUUCCUCCAGAAAGCAGAGACCAGAGGAGCAAAGAAAGGGUUCACUUUCCUGGUGCUACCGAUGAAAGCAAUGAAGACAAAACUGUCAACAGAGAGAAUUCACCGGCUAGCUUAAAAGACUCGCAAAGUCCUAGUCACGCCUCAGUGGAGGAGCCGAGCUACAAAGAUAGUCAUAAAAUCAGAGCGAAUACUCAAGCAGUUUUCACAACCAAAGAGAAUAGCAACUAUUCAGAAGAAUCUAAAGAGCAGAAUACUUUCUUCAUUACAGACACUGAGACAUCUGGACCUGAAUUCUGGAGAGAUACAUCAGGUGACUCAGGCCAAGAAGAACAUCCACCAGUCUCACUAAAAAAAGACGUGGAGAACAUGGAAAAAGAACAGCUCCAGAAAGUGUUGUUAGAGCAGAUAGACUUACGAAGGAGGCUGGAACAGGAAUUUCAUGUACUUAAGGGCUCGGCCACAUUUCCAGUUUUCAAUAACUUCCAAGACCAAAUGAAGAGGGAGCUGGCAUACAGAGAAGAAAUGGUACAGCAACUGCAAAUGAUUCCCUAUGCAAACUUGAUUAGGAAAGAGAAGCUUGGCACUCAUCUGAACAAGAGUUAAAAGGAAGCUUGGGACCCAUCUCUUGUAAAAAAAAAACAAACAAACAUCAUCAUCUGCCAGACUGAUGAACUUUGCAGUGUUUUUCUGGAAGAAACCACGUCAUACAGUAACCUGGGGUUUACCUCGCUAGACCCUGAACACAAGUGACCUCACGACAAUUCAUGGACCUCUAUGUGAUACAGCAACCUAGAAACGUUGCACAUGAAGACGAACACUUUUUUUGGAUAUUAAAAUAGCUUGGUGACUCCCUCUUCUUCCAAAAUGUAUAUAUUUAUUUUUUUUUUUCCUCUCUUAAAAGCAAAAACUUGUUGGGUUCCGUAACCAGUUGUAUAUUGUGGGAAAACUGUAGAUAUAUUUAAAAAAAAAUAUAAAUUUAGGCCUACCAAUGGGGCCUUUUUUUUUCGUUUUUGGUUUUGUUUUUCAGGCAAAUAGCUGUAAAGGGAAGAACAUUUUUGAUCAAAGACCUUACAACUACAGUAACACAGAGGAUUUAAAUUUAAAUCCAUGAUUCCAUAGGAAAUGCAUGGAAAGAAGCUGCAUCGCGGGCCCUUUUCAGGAUUACUACUUGCUGCUGAAACCAAGGGAACUGUCUCUAAGGAGACUUUUAACAAAUAUAUAAAAAUGGCGUUAUGGUGAACAACAAAUGUAUUUUGAAAUGUUCUUGUAGUUUCUUUUCCAUUUCAUGUGGAUUAAUAAACUGUAAAGUACGAUUCGGUCGAGAAGAAUGUUUGUUAAUUCUAUGGGGAUGAUGAGUGUAGCUGCGUCUGUCCAAGAUUUCCGGAAUUCUGCGGCUUCGGCUUGCUUCAUAGAAAGAUUCAGGCAGGCAGUGUGACGCGUAUGCAAAAUACCCCAGCCCAAGUAUCUUUGUUUUAAAAUUUGAAAUAAUUCAAAGUAA
Polypterus senegalus (gray bichir) is the source of this 3527-nucleotide messenger RNA. It is a transcript of the gene skor2, whose product is annotated as SKI family transcriptional corepressor 2. Gene Ontology annotation, biological process: negative regulation of transcription by RNA polymerase II; negative regulation of BMP signaling pathway. NCBI's taxonomy places the organism in Eukaryota, Metazoa, Chordata, Cladistia, Polypteriformes, Polypteridae. Bases 443 to 2632 code for a protein of 729 amino acids. The transcript is spliced from 9 exons. Gene Ontology annotation, cellular component: nucleus; transcription regulator complex. Gene Ontology annotation, molecular function: RNA polymerase II cis-regulatory region sequence-specific DNA binding; SMAD binding; DNA-binding transcription factor activity, RNA polymerase II-specific. The record is from RefSeq and is a predicted model, not a curated record.